Molecule: messenger RNA, 540 nt
Organism: Mytilus trossulus (common blue mussel)
Lineage: Eukaryota; Metazoa; Mollusca; Bivalvia; Mytilida; Mytilidae
Product: E3 SUMO-protein ligase ZBED1-like
Exons: 2
Coding region: 43-540 (165 amino acids)
Biological process (GO): regulation of transcription by RNA polymerase II
Cellular component (GO): nucleus
Molecular function (GO): DNA binding
Source: RefSeq, a predicted model, not a curated record
UGACAAAAUCUCACUUGCAAAAUUUGUUCACUAUAUAUAUGAAUGUUGAAAGAAAACAUUUUAUCAGAUUUAAAAAUGAGCUCCAAGAGUGUACUGGAACAUUUUACUGUUCCUGAUGACUUCCAAAAUGGAAAUACUUUCAAAGGAAAAUGUAUGCAUUGUGGCACCCUCAUUAGUGGAAGUUAUAAAGUUACAUCCAACUUUGUUACACAUAUGAAGAGAAAACACAGAGAUUUGUACAUUCUGCAUUCUGAGAAUAAAGAAAUUCAGCCAACAUUGACACAAUGCAUAAAAAAAAGUGUAAAAUAUUCACCGUCUGAUCCAAAACAGUUAGAAAUGACAAAUGCUCUUAUAAUGUUCAUAGCUGGGGAUCUUUUACCACUCUCUAUUGUCGAAAGUGAAGAAUUUAAAAACUUGAUGGAAAAAGCUGACACUAAGUAUCAAGUGCCUAGCAGAAAGCAUUUAUCUUCGAAACUUCUACAUGAAAAAUUGGUUGAAAUAAAAAAUAACCUUGUAAAUACUCUUAAAUGUAUAUACUAG